UGUCAAGGCUUAUGAGUACAGCAGCUGUAAGCUGCUCUCGAGCUCGCUCUCUCUACCAAGAAGGCUUUAACAGCUUUUUACAAACAGAUGUACAGGAACACUUGGCUCAAAUUUUUGCCGAGUCAGACCUGCAUCGCUUGUGCUCUUUGCUCUCCAAGCCUCCUUUGUUUACUGUUUUACGUGUAAACACAACUUACUUCAGCAGAGAAAUAGCAAAAGAAAAGCUGAUACAAGUGCUAGCGACCACACAAUUACACAGAGAAGAGAAGCAAUGGGAAGUUUUUGAACAUCCUCUGUUGGAUGAUGUACUCUGGAUUCCUUUUGACAAGCAGCAGUCAGUUCUAGAAUUGCCAAAGAAAGUUGUUGUUGAUCUACGGUGCGGAGAGUCAGUGCUACGAGGAGCUGAUGUGUAUGCUCCAGGAGUACUGGCAGCACCUACUGAUUUGCAGUCUUCGGAUAAGGUCAGUGUAUAUACAGAUGCUUCUCAAAACUGUAGAAGAGGUAAUACACAAAUGCCAGCAGAAAACGCUGUCUUUGUUGGCAAUGGCUGUGCAUUGAUGAGUCGUCGUGAUCUGUUCUCUGAUCAAUCUAAGAACAGUGGAGUUGCAGUUGUGAUGACAUGUCCAGUUUUCCCCGCUCCUUCUCUAAGUGGCGUUCUUCCAGACACAUUAUUUCUUCAGAAUCUGCCGUCUGUUGUGGUUACACAUGUUCUAGCUCCACAAUGUGGGGAUUGCAUCCUUGACAUGUGUGCAUCACCAGGUGGCAAGACAACCCACAUUGCUGCUAGAAUGAGAAAUGAAGGCACAGUGAUAGCAUUGGAUAAAACUCAGCCAAAGAUUGACAAAAUCCAUUUAAAUCUGACACGUCUUCAACUGUCCUGUGUUCAGCUAUACAAAUAUGAUGGUAGAAAUGCAUUUGAUAUAAACUCAAAAGCCCAGCCACGACAGUGUGAUGGUCCUCCUUAUGGGCCAAGUUCCUUUGAUAGAAUUCUUGUGGAUGCCCCAUGCAGUGGACUUGGUCAGCGACCACAACUCAUGAGUCGUUUGUCUCUAGGAGACCUCCAGUCCUUUCCUAACUUACAGAAGGCGUUGUUGACAACAGCAUUUCAUUUGCUGAAGCCAUCUGGGGUACUUGUUUAUUGUACCUGCACUCUCACUCCUGAAGAAAAUGAGCAGCAAGUGGCAUGGUUAUUAAGGAAGUUUCCUGAACUGACAUUAGUGAAACAGUUGAAAGCUGUUUCAUGUAGGAGCCAUACAUAGGUCGACAAGGAUUGCCCGGACACGGACUGACAGAAACAGAACGUCAGCUCAUUCAACGAUUUGACCCACUGUCAACUAUGGAAGCUGGAAGUGGUAGUUCACAACAAUCACAGACUCCAUCAUUAGACUCAUUGCACUCAGACACAAUAGGAUUUUUCAUAGCAUGUUUUGUGAAGUCGAUCAGGGCACUGGCACAAGACCAAGUGACAACACAACUAUGAAC
Molecule: messenger RNA, 1482 nt
Organism: Corticium candelabrum
Lineage: Eukaryota; Metazoa; Porifera; Homoscleromorpha; Homosclerophorida; Plakinidae
Product: tRNA (cytosine(72)-C(5))-methyltransferase NSUN6-like
Exons: 10
Coding region: 12-1259 (415 amino acids)
Biological process (GO): RNA methylation
Molecular function (GO): RNA methyltransferase activity; RNA binding
Source: RefSeq, a predicted model, not a curated record